AUGUCUGAAUCAUCGUAUGAUCCAUCGCGGCGGCCACCGGCCAUCUCAAAGCCUAAGCUGAAAGAAGGCCAGUCCGUGACGCACCAAAUGCUCGAGGAUACAGCUUUCAAUCAUCCAUACUAUCUGGAAAAGACGGGGAACUGGUUGAACGUUAAAAUUGGGCCCAUUUUGAGAACUAUCAAGGAAUGCUCACAAUCAGCGCUUUUGGAAGUGGAGGCAGAUAUGGAUCCAUACAUCAAACGGUUCUCAGACCAGGGGGAACCUCUCCAACAGCGCACAUACGAAAUAUUUUUACAACGUUUAGACGCUUUAAGCGUUGACAUGAGCGACGAGUUCUAUUCUGUAAUCACAGAUAUGCUUUAUUCGACGCUAAAUCUCACUAGUCGGCGAGAUAAACGUUGGCUAUGGCUCUGGGCGAUGAAUGAACGCCAAAAAGCACUUCAAAAAUUAAGACAGAAGAAACUGCAACGGGUGGGCGACCAGGGUGAGCCGGUAGAUGGGGAUAGCCCAUCAACUGAUGCGCCAGGAGAAGAUUCAUUUGGGUCAUCAGACCCGGAGGAUUCUGUUCAGCGGAGGCGGAGGCAUUUAAGUAUUGCAGACUGUUAG
Orbilia oligospora ATCC 24927 is the source of this 606-nucleotide messenger RNA. RefSeq lists its product as uncharacterized. Lineage: Eukaryota; Fungi; Ascomycota; Orbiliomycetes; Orbiliales; Orbiliaceae. The transcript has 2 exons. The record is from RefSeq and is a predicted model, not a curated record. Bases 1 to 606 code for a protein of 201 amino acids.